Messenger RNA from Amaranthus tricolor (Joseph's coat), 3889 nucleotides. Its product is annotated as ubiquinone biosynthesis O-methyltransferase, mitochondrial. Gene Ontology annotation, molecular function: 2-methoxy-6-polyprenyl-1,4-benzoquinol methyltransferase activity. Lineage: Eukaryota; Viridiplantae; Streptophyta; Magnoliopsida; Caryophyllales; Amaranthaceae. The transcript has 8 exons. Gene Ontology annotation, biological process: ubiquinone biosynthetic process. The record is from RefSeq and is a predicted model, not a curated record. Bases 48 to 818 code for a protein of 256 amino acids.
AUUGUAUACCCUCUGAGCGCUCCACUAGAAUUCAAACCCCAUUAACAAUGGCGGCGAGGCUCUUAGCUCGAUUACGCCAUCAACUCUUAAACUCUCGCCGCGAUAUUCUCGAACCACUUUCAUCGACGCCAUCACACUUUCGGCGUUUUUCCGAUGUCGCUCAAUCUCUUCCAGAAAAUCCGUCUUCCUCUGACGAAAAAUUCUCAGCAUUUCCAAAUCAGGGUAAUUCCACCAUGAAUGGAGCUAAAUCUUCAAUCAACUCGUCCUUGAAUGAGGCCGAGCUUGCCAAGUUCUCUGCUAUUGCUGAAACCUGGUGGGAUGCAGAAGGACCAUUUAAACCAUUGCAUGCCUUAAACCCCACAAGGCUUGCCUUCAUACGAUCCACACUGUGCCACCAUUUCAGAAAGGAUCCAGAAAGUCCUAGGCCAUUUGAAGGGUUGAAAUUUGUUGAUGUUGGCUGCGGAGGAGGAAUAUUAUCAGAGCCUUUGGCACGAAUGGGAGCUACAGUGACUGGAAUUGACGCAGUGGAUAAGAAUAUCACAAUUGCUGGUCUUCAUGCUGAGUCUGAUCCUGUCACUUCGUCUAUUGAAUAUCUUUGUACAACAGCUGAAAAGUUGGUUGAAGAACAGAGAAAAUUUGAUGCAGUGCUUGCCUUAGAGGUGAUUGAGCAUGUGGCAGAUCCCACUGAAUUUUGCAAGUCGUUAGCAGCGUUGACUGUUCCUAAUGGAGCUACUGUGAUUUCAACAAUUAAUCGCACUAUGAGAGCUUAUGCUACUGCCAUUGUUGCUGCAGAAUACAUUCUUCAUUGGGGUCUCUAGGCGGUCUGCUACCCCAAAUGCCCAUAGAACCGACCCUGAUGCUUAGAGUCAUGAAACUUAGCAGACUUCUCUUCUAGCGCCUCCAGCCCUCCACCACUAGGUACCUUUUUCAUUUUAUAUUCUAUUUUAACUUGUUUUUUGUGGAUUCUUCUUUUCUUUUCUCUUUCUAGCUUCUUCAUAUCUUUUCUUUGCUUCUUUUAGUUUCUUCAAGUUUCUUGUUUGUCUUUCAUUUGUAUUUUUCUUUCUUCUGGUUUUUUGUCUUUCAAACGUCCCUUUCUUCGAUCUUUUUUCUUUCUUGUUAUGAAGUAAUAUUUCUUUUACUGUUAUUGUUUUUCUCCUUAGAUGUUUUGUUUUGUCUUUUCUGGAUUCUUCAAUUUCACCCUCUUCUUCGAUGACAUGUAAUAACAUUUACAUAAAGAACAAUUUUGAAUGUUGAUUUUAGUACCUUUUGUAUCAUUUUACACUAAGUGGUUUAGCGCAAUGAUGACAAAUAUUUUGGAUCAUUAAUGCAUUUAUAAUUUGAAUGUAGGUUUUAGUACCUUUUUUGUCAUUUUGCACUAAGUGGUUUAGCGGAAUGAUGACAAAUAUUUUGGAUCAUUAAUGUAUCUAUAAUAAUAUGAGCAUUAUAUUAUUUUAGUAUCAAAUGUACUUUAGAACUAUUAAAUAAGCUUUUGGUCGAAAAAGUGUGCCUCGCCUACGAAAAUUUCGUGUUUUCACCUUGCACCGAGGUUCACGAUCCUUCGGCGCCUCGGUGUUCUCACCUAUUUAAACUAAGUGCUGCAUGCGCAAUAAAUGAGAGGUUUCAUAAUCAGAUGGGCUCUCACCUAUUAGAUAAAUCUUUUGGGAUGAGGUUUGGUCUAUAACAGGGGUAUUGAAGCUAACUUGAAGUGGUUGCUUAUAGAAAGGUGGACUGGAACGAGGACGUUGGGUCUUAUGAGGGGUAGGUUGUAUUGGUUUUAAUCGGACUUGUCCACAUAGAUUCCAUGUGAAACUAAUGAGAUUUUAUAGAUCAAAUUAGCUCUCACCUAAUAAGACUAGUUUUUUGGGGAUGAACUCUUCUGUUUUGUCGAUAAAAAGUACAUUGUGCAAGCUUACAAGUGAAAUUCCGGAAGAUGGUCAAUAAACUAAUGGCAAUCUUAAAUAUUAAAACGUUAUACUCUUGAGAAAAAGCUGUAGCACUUGUAAAAAACCUGUUCUACCCCAUGAACACGAGCCUUGGAUAGCCUUGGUGUACCUGACAUCCUAAACCUCCUUAAUCCUCCACUUUCUAAAAUCACAAGGCAAAACCAAAUCCAUCUCCUUCAUUUUGUUUCAAUUAUCCUAUCAAGAUAGUCCUACACAAAACCUGCAGCAAUUACAAGCCAAUUGCGUCAAGCAAAUAAUUAUUCGAAUUAUAGUCAGAAGUAGAUGCUCAAUAACAUGACAAUCAUAUGAAGAGAGCAGUGGUGUUGAGAGAGAGUGCAGCAUAUGAUGUUUGAUAAUUUACAGUACUAGAAUAAGAUCGCAAUGUCCUAGAUAUCAUUUCUAUGAUGGUAAGUAGUAUGUGCAAGUGCUUCAUAAGAUUGAGUAAAGAAAAACAACAUUCAGAGGAAGCACAGCCUCGGGCUCGAUCAUACCAAGCGAUUUCACUUAACUUAGUUGAGCGGGCUACAGGGGUGCAAUUUGUCAAUGUCGUGGCUUUACGCUCGACCAAGCGGUUUCAUUAGCUAAGCGGGGUUCCAAACAAAUUUUGUUUGGAAAAUUGCGUCUGCUUGAUGAAAGAAUGCAUGAUCUAAUCUAAUCAACACAUGUCUCUAAACAUUUAACUUAUUGGGACUUCUUAAGGGGUUUCGGACGCUGUAAAUAGAGGAUGAUGGGCACAAUUCAAAGAUGAAAAUCAGAAUUUCUCUCAUACAGAUUUUUACAAAAGGACUUUGCAAACCUUUUUGUGGUCCAUGUUUGUUAUUAUCACCUUCAUAUUCAUUUUGUUCAUCUUCAAGAUUGCAAGUGCUUUGUACAUCAUGUGAUGAUAGUUGAUCUUGAUUGAUUUUAAAGCACCUUGUGAAGGAAAAUAUUACUUCACGAAAGUUUGAAUAAUUCCUUUUCCUUGGAUCAAGAAAACAGGCUAUGUGGCCAAAUCUUUACGUUAUUACUAUUACUACAUUAUUUCUGCAAUUUGUUUGUGAUCAAGCGUUGAUAAUCAAGGGAAGACAAUCGAGAAUUUCGUCGGUGUUGGUGCUAUCUACAAUCUCAUAGUUAUGUGCUAAAUUUAAUACUCCCUCUUAUUGGGGCAAUUCACUGAAAAUGUCUCAUUUCUAUUUUUGUUAUUCUUUUUUACCCUUUUACCCUUACUAUAACAACACAAUAACACAUAAAUAUCAAUGUCCUUUAUGGAAAAAGAGAGUUUUCCACCCACUUUUAAGUGUACACCACCCCUGCUUGGUUUUGGUGCAAAACCCAAAUGCCCCAUUCUCUAUGAAUAGGAGGGAGUAUAUAUCAUACGAAGAGUGGAAUAGUGACUAGCAAGGACUGAGAAAAAUGAUAAUGUGGGUGGUCUAUCAAUUGGGUGUGUGUGUGACAGUGUCAGGGAGACAGCGGCUGGUAAUGUAGAACCUGGUAGCAGUGGCACUACUUUAGGUGUUCUUGCCUUUUGUUUUUUCCUUUAUUCUCUCUUCCUCUUUGCGUGACCACAAGUGAGGACUGAGAAAAAUGAAACUGGCUUUUUUAGAUAGUUGUCCUCUUAUAGUAACAAACGUUGUAUUUACUGGAAUCGAUUCUAAUAUACAGUUAUUCCUGUUUUUAACUUUUUUAAAAUUAAAUUUCCACCUAAAUUACCGAUUGUUGGAUCUUUUAAUAGCUCUCUUCUUCUGUUAAUUGCUUGUUCUCUAUACAUGGAAUCGAUUCUAAUAUACAGUUAUUCCGGUUUUUAACUUUUUUAAAAUUAAAUUUCCACCUGAAUCUGAUUGUUGGAUCUUUUAAUAGCUCUGUUCUUCUGUUAAUUGCUUGUUCUCUAUACAUAUGAUGGUAAUUGGUAUGAUGCAGCCAUACACUCUAACACUAAUAUUGUUUGAACCUUUCUGCAUAUAUCGACU